AUGGAAUCAUCUAGUUCACCGCCACAAACGAUAGCGACGCAAACCAAUCAAAUUCACAGUUCCACGACACCCACGCAAACCGUAUCCAGUCAAAUUUCCGUAAACGCGCAAUCCGCAGCUGCUGCUGCGCCCAACGUCGUUGCGAUUCCCGUGCCCGUUGUGCCGCCCCUCGAGAGCACCUACUACUACGUUUUCGUGCGCGGAAGCAUCUAUUCGGACUUUGGUUCGUUAUUUGGACUCACGCAAGACGAAAUUACGGCAUUGAGUACGCGCUACAACAACAAAGUAUCGUGCGUCGACAACGGGAUUAUGAUCAAAGCACCUCCCGUUGAUCUCAUCAAUUCACUUGCACAGCUCGGCUAUAAAGUUGUUUGCGCCACAGGCGAGUCGGAAAUCACUUGGACCUUACAGCGCGAAGGAUAA
This is a messenger RNA of Culicoides brevitarsis, 423 nucleotides long. RefSeq lists its product as uncharacterized. The transcript has a single exon. The record is from RefSeq and is a predicted model, not a curated record. Gene Ontology annotation, biological process: negative regulation of biosynthetic process. The coding region runs from base 1 to 423 and encodes 140 amino acids. NCBI's taxonomy places the organism in Eukaryota, Metazoa, Arthropoda, Insecta, Diptera, Ceratopogonidae.